This is a messenger RNA of Stomoxys calcitrans (stable fly), 2299 nucleotides long. RefSeq lists its product as uncharacterized. The record is from RefSeq and is a predicted model, not a curated record. The transcript has 3 exons. The coding region runs from base 357 to 1634 and encodes 425 amino acids. NCBI's taxonomy places the organism in Eukaryota, Metazoa, Arthropoda, Insecta, Diptera, Muscidae. Gene Ontology annotation, molecular function: phosphatidylinositol binding. Gene Ontology annotation, cellular component: early endosome; late endosome; extrinsic component of endosome membrane. Gene Ontology annotation, biological process: protein targeting to lysosome; early endosome to late endosome transport; endosome to lysosome transport.
GCAACAGCGACAUUGGGAUCCCUACUUUAAGAUCCCCAAACUUUUUUAUUUCGUUGUUCGUUUUUUUUUUUUCAUUUCCAAAACUUUUCCAAAAAUUUUACUUUUUUCCAUUUGGAGCAUGUCUAGUUUAUUGUAAUGCAUCAUUUGGCGUAACGUAUCAAUUGCCGAAAUGUUAGUGUGAAAGCAAGGAAAUUUCGCUGUAUUUUGCUGACCUGCACUGUGAUGCCGUCAUCAUCAUUAUCACAACAAAUUUUGCAAAUUCUCGCUCGCAGCUACGCCACUAAUUGUAACCCUGACAAUAAAUAAAUACGCAAAAGGGAAGGGCCUUGCAACUUGGUUUUGCGGAUAUACCACCAAUGUCUUUGCGCGCCAUUAAAAAGCGCGAUAAUCAAUUGCCCUCACCUGUUGUAGGAAGUGCAGCAAAUUCACGGACGAGCCUCUUUCGCAAACUGAGCAAAGCAGCAAAGGGAAAUCAGCAACAGCUGCAGCAGACGGCGUUGGUCUCCAGCGGCAACGGGUCAAAAAAACAUUGUGGGCUAUCCUUGCAGACGAGCCUCAGACAACAGCAUAAGUUGCUGGGUCGUUUGACAAGCUCUAACCCUGAAUUCGGAGAACAGACUGAUACACUGAGACGUUUGGAAGCUGCUCGCUUGGUUCGGACCAAAUCGGAAAGUGAUGUCAAUAAACUAUUAAGCUGUCAGAAUCAGUCGAAACAAGGUGCUUUACUAAAUGCAAAAUCAGAGAUUUGUCUCAAAACCAUUUCCACACAUCACUAUCAAGCAACAACUGCCAGUAACAACAACAAUUGUUUAAUAAUUUCUCAAAAACACCCAUCACAAUCAUCUGCAAACAUGUUAAGUGGUGCACGAUCACAUCGCGAUUUAACCCAAUCAUCCUAUGUUGCAACAAUGAAUAAUGUCGAUGGAGGAGCCCACUGCCCCGGUGGCAGUGGUCCUUCUCGUCGACGCAUGAGUGAAGGAAAUUAUAUUAGAACACAACGUACAAACUCAAUGUCUACAAGUGAGAUGACAUCAUCAUCCAUAGGUGCCGGAUCUCUAGGUGGUCAUACAGUCGCUCCUGUCGAUCCCAACAGCAUAUUACGCAUUCCCAUUAUUGGUUAUGAGGUAAUGGAGGAAAGGGCUCGCUUCACGGUCUACAAAUUACGCGUUGAAAAUCCAAAUACCAAUGAUUGUUGGCUGGUCAUGCGUCGCUACACCGAUUUCGUUCGUCUCAAUACGAAAUUGAAGCAAUCCUUUCCACAUUUGGUGUUAAACUUACCGCGUAAAAAGAUUUUUGGUGACAAUUUCAAUUCGGUGUUUCUCGAUAAUCGCAUACAAGGAUUGCAAAUGUUUGUCAAUUCGAUAAUGAGUAAAGAGGAAUUGAGAAAGUGCCAGCUGGUACGAGAGUUUUUCUGCUUGGAUGAACCACCAUCGUAUUCCGAAUCCAUGGAAGAAUGUAGGGCAAUAUUUGAGGCUCAAGAGGAAACCAUUGCUCAUUUAAAAAUGCAAAUAAAUAACAAAAAUGACUUGAUAUUGCAACUACAACAGAAACUGCGUGAUGUGCUGCAGGAGACAGAACAGUUGAAGGAUAUGCUCAAAUCUGUCAAUAUAAAUACCACAAAUGGAAAUGCCUAAGAAAUAGGUUAAGCUCUUUCCAAAAAAAUACAAAACGCAAAACACACAUGUAAACAUUACAAACACACACACAGUAAAAGAAGAUGAUGCUAUUAAUAAUAGUUGAUCUUUCUUCUCCAAUGGGAAAAAAGGUCAUAGUUAAAGGAAUGGUGUCUACACACAAGAAAUAGAAAAUAUUUUUAUAAUACGCAAACAAAUACAUAUUAAAUGAGUGAAAUUCUGCGAUAUUAUGUUGAGCAUAAUGCAUAUAGUAGGCGAAGUAGCAGCAAGCACACAAACCCUCAAACACAGCAAUUAUUAAAACUUAUACACAAAAAAAAAAAACAACACCAAUAUACAUAUUAGUUUUGAAUAUACAUUUUAGUUUACUCUAUUACUAAGUUAGGUGAUAUUACUCUCUCACAAGCAUGUGCAUACUAUAAAAUGGGAAACUAUAGUAUUUGAAUGAUAUCCUUUGAUUGCUCGAAAAUGUCCACCAAACAUUCUUUCUAUUGUAUGGAAUGUGUUUUUUUUAUUAUAUUUAAUUUUUUUUUUUUGUAUUUAAACAUUAUAUGAUUUCUAACACUUGUAAUCUGUAAUACAACUAAGACUAAUUUUAAAACUGUAGUUUAUAAAUAGUUAAUGUAAAAAAUAGGUUGAAAACAAAAAACAAAAAGCAAAAAGAA